CUUUAACCCAGUCCAUGCUGUAGGGGAGGGUGCGUGUCCCUUUAACCCAGUCCGUGCUGUAGGGGAGGGUGUGUGUCCCUUUAACCCAGUCCGUGCUGUAGGGGAGGGUGCCUGUCCCUUUAACCGAGGUCUGGUUCUGCCCAACUGUGCCUUAAAGCCGGGGCCUGGUGUGUCAGGCUUCCUGGGAAACAUGCAACUCGUUAUUAAACAACUCCACGGCACCGAGUGCCGGUUGGAGGUUCAGGAAAACGAGAUGGUGGUUACGGUGAAGAAGCUUAUCGCCGACAUGAUGAAUAUUCCAGUGGCUCAGCAACGAUUACUCUACAUGGGCAAGGCACUCUUAGAUGAUCACAGGCUGAGCGACUACAGUAUCCGAGCGAACACCAAGCUGAACCUGGUGGUGAAACCCAGCGAUAGGAGCUCGCCAGACGGCACAGCCCAGACAGCUAGGCCGCAGCCUUGGCAACUGGUGUGGGAAAUCCUGGCCAAGCACUUCACCCCAGCGGACGCAGAGAAGGUUCUGGAACAGCUGCAGAAGGAUUAUGAACGGGCUCUGCGUCUGCUCAGUCUUGACGACAUUGAACGAAUAUCCACCCGGAUCCUCCACCCGGAUUCCGCGGAAUCUCUGGAACUGUCAUUCCUGGACUAGAUCCUCUGUCUCUCCCGCGGUCGCUUGCUCUGUCUCACUCCAUCUUCCUGUUCCUGACAAUGUUGUCUCCCUCCCGAGAGACGGUGCUCAGGCAGAGCCCGCUUUGUUCCGGAACGUUCCGGCCGGAUGGCCGAGUAAUUCGUGUGGAUCUAUUAAAAACGACUACACAAGA
Molecule: messenger RNA, 821 nt
Organism: Hemiscyllium ocellatum (epaulette shark)
Lineage: Eukaryota; Metazoa; Chordata; Chondrichthyes; Orectolobiformes; Hemiscylliidae
Gene: ubl4a
Product: ubiquitin like 4A
Exons: 4
Coding region: 191-649 (152 amino acids)
Biological process (GO): post-translational protein targeting to endoplasmic reticulum membrane
Molecular function (GO): protein binding
Source: RefSeq, a predicted model, not a curated record